This is a messenger RNA of Camelina sativa (false flax), 1859 nucleotides long. Its product is annotated as flavonol 3-O-glucosyltransferase UGT71C4. The record is from RefSeq and is a predicted model, not a curated record. Gene Ontology annotation, molecular function: UDP-glucosyltransferase activity. Lineage: Eukaryota; Viridiplantae; Streptophyta; Magnoliopsida; Brassicales; Brassicaceae.
UGUUUUGUGAUGGAAUUUAGAAAAAAAUAUUUUGGCGAGGACUGUUUAACAAAUAACACACAACUAAAACUGAAGUAUCUGACUCACAACUGGACACAAACACAUGCUUAACCAAUAACAGCAAUUCCUCGUUUGUUGGCUGCUUCUCUCACUCACUUUUUCUUUUGAACCAAACAAAUCUCUCACAACCCGAAUAAGAAAGAAAGAAAAGAGAUGGUGAAGAAGAAAACAGAGCUUAUCUUCAUUCCAGUUCCAUCCACAGGUCACCUUCUCGUCCACAUUGAAUUCGCCAAGCGUCUGAUCAAUCUCGACCAUAGGAUCGACACCAUCACCAUCCUCAACUUAUCUUCACCAUCUACUCCUCACGCCUCCGUCUUCGCCAGAUCUCUCAUCGCUUCACAACCCAAAAUCCGCCUCCACGAUCUUCCCCUCCCCCAAGAUCCUCCUCCAUUUGAUCUCUACCAAAGAGCUCCCGAAGCUUACAUUGUAAAUCUCAUCAAGAAAACAACUCCUCUCAUAAAAGACGCCGUCUCUAGCAUCAUCCGUCAAGGCUCAGAUUCGGUUCGUGUCGCCGGUUUAAUCCUCGAUUUAUUCUGCAACUCGUUGAUUGAUGACGUUGGCAACGAGCUUAAUCUCCCUUCUUACAUAUACCUAACUUGUAACGCAAGAUACCUGGGGAUGAUGAAGUAUCUUCCAGAUCGACAUCUGAAAAUCGCAUCUGAGUUCGAUUUGAGGUCCGGCGAUGAGAAACUGACGGUUCCCGGAUUCGUUAACGCUGUUCCCGCGAAAUUCAUGCCGUCUGGUUUGUUCAAUCGAGAAGCUUACGAGGCUUACGUCGACCUAGCGCCGAGGUUCGCCGAUGCGAAGGGUAUUUUGGUCAAUUCCUUCACUGAGCUUGAGCCUCACCCGUUUGAGUAUUUCUCUCAUCUGGAGAAGUUCCCUCCGGUUUACCCGGUCGGACCGAUUCUAAGCUUGAAGGAUCGAGCGAGUCCGAACGAGGAAGCGGCGGAUCGGGAUCGGAUAGUGAGAUGGCUCGAUGAUCAGCCAGAGUCAUCGGUGGUGUUCCUAUGCUUUGGGAGCAAGGGAAGCGUUGAUGAGCCUCAGGUGAAGGAGAUAGCUCGAGCGCUCGAACUCGUCGGCUGCAGAUUUCUAUGGUCUAUUCGAACAAGCGGCGCCGUGGAGAGUGGGGAUCCUAACGAUGUGUUGCCGGAGGGGUUCAUGGGCCGAGUAGCGGGCCAGGGUUUGGUAUGUGGUUGGGCCCCUCAAGUGGAAGUGUUGGCCCAUAAAGCAAUAGGUGGAUUCGUGUCUCACUGUGGUUGGAACUCCACGCUUGAGAGCUUGUGGUUCGGCGUUCCUGUCGCCACGUGGCCAAUGUACGCUGAGCAACAGCUUAACGCGUUCGCGUUGGUGAAGGAGCUUGGGCUAGCGGUGGAUUUACGGAUGGAUUACGUGUCGGGUCGUGGGGAUUUGGUUACUUGUGAUGAGAUUGCGAGAGCCAUUCGAUCUUUGAUGGACGGUGGGGAUGAGAAGAGGAAGAAGGUGAAGGAGAUGGCUGAUGCGGCGAGGAAGGCGUUGAUGGACGGAGGAUCGUCGUCUUUGGCGACUGCUCGAUUCAUUGGAGAAUUGUUGGACGAGAAUUGCUAAUGGCCUAAUGCAAGGAUGGUGAAUAACACACGCUCUGUUAUUUUUAUCUCUAAUGCAAGGAUGGCCUAAUGCAAGGAUGGCCUAAUUCAUUGGAGAAUUGUUGGACGAGAACAUGAAUCAACUGUAUUAUUUAAUACGUUUAUUUUCAACUUUUUAAAAUGUAAAAUAAAAUUGGAAAAAAAACUAUAUGACAACCUUUUAUGGUUCUUUAAUUA